ACUUUCAGUGAUUUACAGAUAAAUAUGAACAUGAAUCUGCUCGUGAGAAUGAGACAAUAUGUUCUGGAACCCUGAGCUGAAUACUUUGAGUGAUUAUCACUAACGAUGUGUUAACUUCCCUCUGUCGAGCUUUAUACUUUAUCAGUUUGAGACUCACAGCUGAGUUUGUACGAGGAGAAUAUCUGAACGCACCUGAACUCAUCAUAUAACCUGCACAGGAAACAUGAGAUGCCUUCAAGUGCAGGAUGAAUUCACGUCUUUUAAACAACCGAUCUUUGAACGAUGAUCAUUAAUUAAAGUUACUUGAGGAUGAAACAACGUGUUAAUAAUGGCUCUUGUGACGGUUUGAUGCAGUUUGACGCGGCGUCGUGUCUCUGCUGCUCGCCGCUGCAUCGUGUUUCACCUGAUCUGAGCUCAGUCUGCUUCACUUCCUCUGUUUUAAAUUUAGGCCAAACUUUCAGAGACUUCAUCACUUCCUCUUUUCACUGUUUUUCAACGAGAAGACGCUGCUUCCAGUUCAGUUUGCAGCUCUCCAACUCAAACGACGCUGCGCCGGUCUGAGGAGUAACCGACCUUUACUGAGCUGAAUUUAUCUUGCAGAGUGUUAGAGCUUCGUUAAUCCCCGUCACUCUCACACAUGGGGAACCUGAUCAAGGUGUUAACCAGAGACAUCGACAACAAUGGUGGAAACUUCUUCCUGGACUUUGAGAAUGCUGAGCCCACACAGUCAGAGACGGAGGUGUGGGAGAAGGUGAGCCAGGUGCUGAUGGAGGCUCGGGUCAUCCUGGACGACCUGCAGGCGUACAGAGGAGCAGGAGAGGAGAUACGACAGGCCAUCCAGAGUCCUGGAGUGGAGGGGGUCCAGGAGAAAGCCUGGGCAGCUGUUGUUCCUCUGGUCACUAAACUGAAAACCUUCUAUGAGUUCUCCCAGAAGCUCGAGUCCAGUCUGCGGUGUCUCCUGGACGUCCUCACCAGCUCGGCUUCGACUCCCACUCAGCACCUGGAGCAGAAACAGGCUCUGGCUCGUCAGUUCGCUCACAUCAUGCACUUCACGCUGCGCUUCGACGAGCUCAAGAUGACGAACCCGGCCAUCCAGAAUGACUUCAGCUACUAUCGCAGAACCAUCAGCCGCAUGCGGAUCAACAACCUGUCGGCCGACGCAGGAAAUGAGGUCAACAACGAGCUGGCCAAUCGGAUGUCUCUGUUUUACGCCAGCGCCACGCCGAUGCUGAAGACGCUGAGCGACGCCACGUCGAAGUUCGUCUCAGAUAACCCGGACGUCCCGAUCGAAAACACGACAGACUGUCUGAGUACGAUGGCGAGCGUCUGCAAAGUGAUGCUGGAAACACCGGAGUACCGCAGUCGUUUUGCCAGUGAGGAGACGGUGUUGUUCUGCCUCCGUGUGAUGGUCGGCGUCAUCAUCCUGUACGACCACGUUCACCCGGCCGGAGCCUUCGUUAAGACCUCCAAUAUAGACAUGAAAGGCUGCAUCAGAGUGCUGAAGGAGCAGCCGCCCAGCAGUGUGGAGGGAUUACUCAACGCUCUCAGGUAUACGACCAAACAUCUGAACGACGAGGCGACCUCCAAGCAGAUCAAAAACAUGCUGCAGCAAAAUUAAGUUGAUGCUUCGUCGGCUGAACUGAAACUGGAGCGACGCGGGAGACGGAAGUGUUAUGGUCCAAAUUUCAAAAGAACUACUGAACAAAGCUGUAGCUCAUGUUUCAUUGUUUAACCUCAGUUUGUUGUUUUUAACUCUCAUUUGAAAAAAAUGUGUUUUUUUUGUUGUUGUUGUUAUAAAGAGAAAAAGUUGGUUGAUCCAAGAAAAGAUGAUGUUUAAACCAGCGGCUGUGUCGGAGCUGCAUUCAGUCACAUCUGCAGACACGAUCUGCUCAGUGGAGGUUCAGCCGGGUCUGCUCGAUUCAGACAAACAUCUGGAGACGUUCCAACAUGUUGAUCGAUCGUCUGUGAUGUGACCUGAAUGCAGCUCUGACAGAUCUGCUAGAUGUCUGAUAGAUCAUCACUUCAGGCCCGUUCUCCACCUCAGAACCUUUUACAGAACCAUUUUCAAGAGCCCAGGAACUUUCCCUUCGGAGGAACCGUUUCCUGGUUAGAUUCCUCGACCACAGUUCUACCUCAGAACAAAGUCUCUGUGGCCGAGCUCAAACUUCAGUCGACUGUCAGCUGGUUAGAAAUAAGAUGAUGUCACGUACGUCUGUGCACCAAUCAGAGCUCAGCAUCAUUUGAGUCACACUCGAUGACAGCAUUCUCUAACGUUUUAGUUAAGCUUUGUUUUAUAAAACAUCAGACUUCUCUCUAUUUUCUCAAAUUAUUGAUUUUUUCUUAAAAUUGUGACUUUAAACUCAGAAAUUUGAGAAAAAAAAUCUGAUUUCUGAGUUUAAAGUCAGAAUUGUAAAACACGUGAGGUUGCUGAAUAUAAAAUAAUUUCUUCAUGAGAAACGCCAAAGAUUUUAAACCUCUGAGAAGCUUCUGGCUGCAGAGUUCAAGAAAAUUAAACUCAGUAGUUUUUCCUCAACAGCCGUUUUUAGAUAUAGAAAAUCAGCUUCACAUCAAAUGAAGUCUGAACCUGAAACCUUGUGGGGCAGCAGACACGUUCACAGACCUCCAGCUGUCGUCAGACGUUUGUCAGGACACAACAGAAAAAAACACAACUGUUAGAAAAGUCGAACUUUCUUCACCCGUCAAACUGUCGACCAGCUCGUGGACAGUUGUCGACUUGGAAAGAAUGAAAGUCUCUCUGGACGUUUGGACGUCAUGUGACCUGCACGUCAGACUCGUGUCACUUUCCUAAACUAAAAGUUAUCGGUUGCUUGAAUGAACGCUUCCUGUUGGUUCUGGAUUCUUUGGUGGAAAAUGGCUGAAACAUUCGGUACUUUUCAGUUUGUUUGGGAAAUUCAAGCAGCUCGUUCCUCCUGAGAAGACCAGCUGCUGGUGUCACGGACGUCUGGUUCAAAAUGUCUGAUGACGAGUCGUGAUGUUGGAUGUUCAGUGUGUCUCAGGUGGUUUUGGAAGCUGAGCUGCUUUUUAUCGCUGGACAGUUUUAUUAUCGUUACGCUGUGUGGCUGUCAGGAGGACGGACAGGUUGGUUACUGCUCACCUGGUUCAACACCUGCGAUAAACAGCAGCAGACUGACGCUUCUGUCAGUGUUUCUGUUGACCAGCUGAGACACAGCGGACGAGACGAACCCGAACUGUUCUGAGAACUCGACAGAGAUUUAGAUUAAAAACUUGCGGUACGAAAUCACAAGUGAUUCAAUUUGUUGCUGUAAAAAUGGGAAGAACCGUAAUAAACUGGCUACUGAGGGUUAGAUGGGAGGAGAACCACUGUGACCGAUGUGGACUGACGUGAUCAGUGGACCUGCUGACUGGAAUCUUUACCAGCUUGUGUUUUUAUUUAGCUUUGUACGUGAACGCUGCAGUGUCAGGGAUUGUAUGGCAUUAAUUGUUUUUAAUGUUCGUGUUGGCCAAAUAAAGUUUUUUAAUUUGUGAUAAAACGUGA
Acanthopagrus latus (yellowfin seabream) is the source of this 3517-nucleotide messenger RNA. RefSeq names its product CYFIP-related Rac1 interactor B-like. The transcript is spliced from 11 exons. The record is from RefSeq and is a predicted model, not a curated record. Gene Ontology annotation, biological process: positive regulation of T cell activation; regulation of actin filament polymerization. Gene Ontology annotation, molecular function: small GTPase binding. NCBI's taxonomy places the organism in Eukaryota, Metazoa, Chordata, Actinopteri, Spariformes, Sparidae. The coding region runs from base 638 to 1618 and encodes 326 amino acids.